AGGGGCUUCAUAGUAAAGGGGGUGAAUACUGCACGCACCACUUUUCUGUUUUUUAAUUUUAAUGUUAUUUUUUCACAAUUUUGUGAAAUCCAAAUAAAAAAACAUUUAAAUGACAUGUUUUAAUGCAACAAAAUAGGAAAAACACCAAGGGGGAUGAACACUUUUGCAAGGCACUGUAUAUACACGCUCAAGAAGUGAGGCUCCCCAGAAGCUGUGUUUGGACACCAGUCCCCUAGAGUGGAGUGUGACUGAUGUGGUGCGUUUCAUCAGGACCACCGACUGUGCUCCCCUGGCUCGCAUUUUCCUGGAUCAGGAGAUUGAUGGACAGGCUCUGCUCCUUCUCAACCUGCCCACGGUGCAGGAGUGUAUGGACCUGAAACUGGGACCAGCCAUAAAGCUGUGUCACCAUAUCGAAAGGGUCAAACUGGCAUUCUACCAGCAAUUUGCUACGUAGCUGAGGGUUCUAAAAUAAGAGAAACUUUACAUAGUCAGUAACCUGAAAUGAUUCCGUAACUGAUCUACCACUGGACAUCCUUUGGACUCUGCACCCAGGCCCAGCACAACAGCAGCAGCAGUCAGGCAUGGAUAUCAGAUGAUUCAAGACUUGCAUUGUUUCUUUGCAAUUUCUACUGUAUGGUCAGAGAGGGGUUUACCCCGCUUUAUUCUAGGCAAAGACAUCUCACAUGGAUAUUCAUAUUCAGGUUUGUCACCGACAGUCUCAAAAUGACUCCUGGUUUCAUUUGAUCAACAUGCAAGCAUGGACAAUGCAAUGUUCUAAGCACAAAAGAGAAAUAAACCACUGUACUAUAUUGUGGUAUGCAAAGUGUAUCUAACAGGGUGUAUUUGUGUAUAGUGUACAUAUUUAAAAGCUAUUCUAGUACAACAGGGUGAUUAAUGGUUAUAGCUUGAUUUUCUACAAAACAUAUUUGCUUUGAAAGUAUUUGUGAAGGCCUUCAUUCAAAACAGCCUUUUUGUUAUCUCUGAAAAUGAUUUGAACUGAUAAUCAUAUUGAAGACAUUAGGGCCUGUGGUAAAAGCAUUUAGGAUUGAGGUGUUUUUGGAGCAGAAAUCAGAUACAUUUUAUAGUUUUACCUUUUUCCUACAACCCUCGGUAGAUUACUGGGUAUUGUGUGGUAUUUUAUUUUCGUUAGCCAACUAACUCUUUGCUGUGUUUUUAGUUUCCCUCGUUUACCCGGCUCUGCCACUGAGAUCAAAUAUAUUUUACAGGAGAUACAAUUGAUUAAUUUGACUGUAUAUGUUUGUGGAAUAUGAUAUUUAAGAGAAUAUGGAAUAAAAGCCUGAAUCUCUUCCUCUUGAGAUUCAUGAUCUUUCCUACACUUCCCAUGAUGCCGUUAAUUGUGUCACGUCGAGCACAUGAACCUUCACGUCUUGUCAACAUGAGUGGGCAGUCUGUUCAGACUCAGAAGUGAUGUAGCUUGAAAUUCCAGUGGUAAAUUAGCUAGCUAUGCAACGAAUGGACUGGAUACUCUGGUCAUUAUUCAUAGAUUUUAUGCUAAACAGCUUUUUCAAAUAAAAUCUGGAGUCGUGAAAAGAUCAAUAUCAUGCAUUUCAUGCAUGCAGGAGGGAUCAAUUGCAAGUAACGUUACUUGGACUGGACCAGACUAUGUAGCUAAUUUAGCUAGCCUAGCUAAAUUACCGGCGUUAGCAACUACCUGCUUCACCCUGGAAGCGUUAGACUAGCUAAAAUGAUAACUGGUGGUUUGUACCUGACGCGAUAUUAGCGCAACACAUUUGUAUUUACUCAAGGCGCUUGAUAACAUAGCUAGCUAACGUUAAGUGGUACAGAAAUAGCCUAAAUCAGCUAGCUUCAUUUGCUAGCUAAAAUGACAUGAAGAACAUGCCUUGGGAUGACUCAUCUUUUACCCGACUGAUGUUAAAUGCAACUUUGUUGUUAAUGUUUCCGUUAGUAAAACAUUGAGUAGCUGCAUGCAUGUAAGUGUGGUAUAUGCGUGAAGUAUCCUUGUCCAUACUUGCCUGUGUAUCUAGCUAGGCUAACUAGUUCACGUUAGGUAGGGACCCAAGAUGGGUUUUGAUUUGUCGUAAAAGAAGAUGCUGACGCAUGGUAUGUAUCUCAUCCUUUUAUGGCUUUUCGGGAAUAAUAUUAUCAACAAUGGCAUUUGUUUGCUGACACUGGCUACAUAGGAAACGAAAAGAUAUGGAUCCGCAGUUAAAAGGGAGAAUAUUCCAUUACUAGUGGCUAGUUAUCGUUCUCUGUUUUGCCGAGAUUGUCUGCAUAACUAGCUAGUCGAUUGCUAGCUGGAUGACGAAGACACCCAUUCUAUGUGGAUGAGACAUUUAAAUUUACGUUAUUGCUUGGCUAUCUACCUAUAUGCCAUCGCCCCAACAACCCAUUUUUUAUCUGGUCAACUAUGGCGGUUAGCGGGGUGAGUCUCCUUUCUCAAGCCGGGGACGUGGCUGCACCGGCCGCUAUGUCCUCUUCCAAUACGUCAGUGUCCGCCAGUCCCACGCCAGAUGCGGACACCCGUGGCUGCGAGAACGGUGCCUUGAUGGACUCUUUCGGCAUCUUCCUGCAAGGCCUGCUAGCGAUGGUGGCCUUCAGUACGCUGAUGUUAAAGCGCUUCAGGGAGCCCAAGCAUGAGAGAAGGCCCUGGAGGAUCUGGUUCCUGGACACCUCCAAACAAGCCAUUGGGAUGCUGUUUAUUCACUUUGCCAAUGUCUACCUGUCUGACCUCACAGAGGAGGACCCCUGUUCACUUUACCUUAUAAACUUCCUCCUGGAUGCAUCUCUGGGUAUGCUGCUUAUCUAUGCCGGGGUGAGGACUGUCAGUGCCAUUGUAGAGUGGAGGCAGUGGGAUGCUCUACGCUUCGGAGAAUACGGAGAGCCGGUGCAGUGCACUGCGUGGGCGGGCCAGUGUGCUCUCUACAUCCUCAUCAUGAUGUUUGAGAAGGUCCUCAUCAUCCUGGUCCUACUCAUCCCCCAGUGGAAGAAGCUGGCUCUCCUGAACCCCAUAAACAAUCCUCAGUUGGAGCUGGCCAUCGUCAUGCUCAUCGUCCCAUUCUUCGUUAAUGCCCUGAUGUUUUGGGUGGUAGAUAACUUCCUGAUGAAGAAGGGGAGGACAAAAGCCAAACUGGAGGAGCGGGAGGUGGGGGAGGAUGUGCGGGGCAACCGUAAGGUGCGCUACAGACGGGCACUCUCCCACGACGACUCGGAGUCUGAGAUCCUGUUCUCGGCUGACGAUGAGAUGGACGACUCAGAGGAGGAGGAUGUGCGCCGGCUCACCGGCCUCAAAACGGUCAAGAAAAAGAAGCACCGUAUGGGGAUCCCUGUUUAACCUGGUCCUACCCAGGCUGACUUGGUCUAACCCACUCCUAUGUCCACUCGCCUCACUUCACGUCCCCACUCUCUUCCUCUCCAGGCCCCGCUGCCCUGACUGGAGCCUCCUGGGAACAUAUCGUCUAGAUUCCUCUAACAGCAGGCUAGCAUUGGUCUCUUUGUGAGUAGGGCGCCUCUGUAGGGAGGUGGGAUCUUGGAGGACUGCAGAUCAUGGGGACUAUUGGACUGCCUUUACUACACAUUUGCAUGGGACUCCUGCAGCCUCUACACUGGGAAUAGAAACACUCGGGAAAGUAUUUUGCUGCAGCUAACCACGUCAGAUUCCACCAUGGAUCUAUCACUUAUGGUGGUGACACUCAUUGAAGAAAUGAAUUGUUAUGAUUGUGGAAAACCGUUAACACUGGUGUAUUAUAGGAAUGUUUGGGACUGGUUGAGUGGGUGACGCAGUAUAAUUGCUAGCACCCCUUCACUGUGGUUCCACACGGACUCUUAAGAGGCCACGGAUAAUAUUAACUGCAUCAGGUUAAGCUGUGAAUGGUUGUUACUUUUUCUGUGGUUUAACAGAUGACCCCUGUUGGAUGUAGAGGGAGAGAACAGGCACCUGGGAUUGCACUCGGUAUUUCCCUUGCCUUCAAGCAAACCUCUGUCAUUUUAACAUUUUAAUACAUUUGAUACUUAUCUUCCGAAUCUAAAAGUGAUUGUAUUCCUCAUUUAGAUUCCGUAUAUAAAAUGUAUGUCUCUUCCUCAGCUAGGCUGACUGCAAUGGCCUGUUUAUAGGAGUUGGUGGAGGUGUGCGUCUGUCUGUGAACUUCUCAUUCAUGCAUGUGCGGGAAGUUUAGGAUGAUGCUCCUAUGGAGGCUUUGCUCUGUAAACAUGCAGUGUUUUAUAAUAACACUCACAUUUCUAACUCCUAAGCCUAUAUCAUGACUGCAGAGGGAGUACGGGUCAGGACAGUGCAGCUUGGCUGUGUGUGUCUCAACCAUGCACCACCCAACAUUAACCUAAGGGACUGAGACCCCUAUCCCACUGACGGUACAGCCAGGCUUUUAGGUCUGCAGGCCUGGAUCGGGCCCUUCUCUCCCUGUGUGUGUGUGUGAGUGAGUGACUUAGCUAGGAUCUCUUCUGUUACCUCUUUAUUCCUAAUCUUUGGUGUGUCCUGUUUAUUUUUUUUACACUAAGUUAUUUUGGACUAAAACCAUGAGACUGAACCUACACCAUGUGUUCUUAAUUCAGAGACUGAAUAGAUAUGGGACCUGAGGGUGUGUCCUCACAACCAAUGUUCAAACUCUCUGCUCUUGCCCCCAUCACUGGUCUAAGGAUGUUCUUUGUUUGUUUUGUAUUUUUGUAUUUGUUUUGUUCAUUCCUUGUUUUUGACAAUGUGCCUGUGUGAAUUUACCGUGUUUGUGGAUGUUCAUCUUGUGCCUCAGAUCUUCAGACUUGCAGUAGCAUUCAGUUGGUUUGGCUCAGAUGUUGAGAACUUGACAGAAGCACAGACCUCUAGACUGGGAGUGACUUUUGGGCCGGUGUACAACCUACAGUACAGUGGAGAGCAGUGCGGGUAUGUUUGUAUGUUUGUGUGUGCAGUGUUGUAGUACUCGAGACUGGUCUCGAGACAACAUAUUGAGUGUCUUGGUGUCAGAUACAUUUGUACUCUGUCUUGACUCUGUCUAGAACAGUGACGACUGGUAAUUUCUUUAAAAGCUAAACAUAAUUAUCAACUUCCAUUCAGUCAGUACAUAAAACCACUUCGCCAGGCCAAAUAUACAGUGUAUUCAGA
Molecule: messenger RNA, 5092 nt
Organism: Oncorhynchus kisutch (coho salmon)
Lineage: Eukaryota; Metazoa; Chordata; Actinopteri; Salmoniformes; Salmonidae
Product: store-operated calcium entry regulator STIMATE
Exons: 10
Coding region: 2390-3313 (307 amino acids)
Biological process (GO): activation of store-operated calcium channel activity; negative regulation of DNA-templated transcription
Cellular component (GO): membrane; nucleus; cortical endoplasmic reticulum
Molecular function (GO): histone binding; chromatin binding; transcription corepressor activity
Source: RefSeq, a predicted model, not a curated record